This is a messenger RNA of Kockovaella imperatae, 336 nucleotides long. RefSeq lists its product as hypothetical. The transcript has 5 exons. Lineage: Eukaryota; Fungi; Basidiomycota; Tremellomycetes; Tremellales; Cuniculitremaceae. The coding region runs from base 1 to 336 and encodes 111 amino acids. The record is from RefSeq and is a predicted model, not a curated record.
AUGGGCACUCAAGUCCCACCAUCGACACAGAAGAUACCGGCGUCCAAGAAGAUUGCACCUUGGCCAGAUCUUUACUAUCCCGAAGAUUAUAAGGUUGCUUUGGCGGGCAAGUACACUCCAUCAAAGUUUGCCGAUCCCUGUCAACAUGCCAACAAAGCCUCAAUGCAAUGCUUAGAACGGGCUUUCUACAAUAAGAAGGAGUGUACCGAAUUCUUUCACGCCUACAAGGAGUGCAAAAAGAGAUGGUUUGAGCAAGUCAGAGCAGAUAGGGCAGAGGACAGUCAGAAAAGGGCUGAGGAGGAGAAGCUGGCGAAGGAGCAAAAGAAGAAAGAAUAA